This is a messenger RNA of Colletotrichum acutatum, 1344 nucleotides long. RefSeq lists its product as uncharacterized. NCBI's taxonomy places the organism in Eukaryota, Fungi, Ascomycota, Sordariomycetes, Glomerellales, Glomerellaceae. The record is from RefSeq and is a predicted model, not a curated record. The coding region runs from base 392 to 1216 and encodes 274 amino acids. The transcript is spliced from 4 exons.
UGUCAACACCAACAACACAUUACACGACUGAAGGAUAAGAUCGCCCGCAAUCGACCCAUGGCAAGGAUAACUCCAGAUCGCUAUCUUGACAUUAUCUUUGCAGAGCGCUGGUUGAAAAGUACCAUGCGGGUCGAGAUACGACGUUACAAACUCAUUUAUUACCCCGGACAUUGGGAACCCACACGCAUGAGUCGGCGAGUAUCACGAGUCAUUGACGUGUUGAUGGAGUUGAUAACGAGCCGGGGGCUGUUGGGGUAGGUGAACCGGCAGUUGCGAUGGAGUCUACCAGCGGAGGGACAUUUGGAGGUUACGAGUAAAAGGGUCAGCGACACCGCGCUGGUCACACCAACAUGCCAACAAGCUUUCCUGCAUCCUUCACAGAUCUGUCAAAAUGUCCCGAGCUAUCGAUAGACUUCCCGCUCCCGCAGAGAGCCGUUCGAUGAAAAUUAUUGGACUCGGUCCUAGCCGUACUGGAACUCUCGGUUUAUGGCAAGCAUUGAAGACUUUGGGGUAUACCCCCUUCCACAUCUCAGAGCUCCUGCCAUAUGGCUUUCAGCAGAUGAGAGCACUUCAGGAGGCUAUCAUCGCCAAUGACAGCGAUAAGCCAUUCCAACGAGCUGAGUUUGACAAACUCUUCGCCGGUUAUGACUGCAUCGUCGAAAGUCCUUGUUAUCUUUGUCCAAAUAUCAUCAAAGAGUACCUGAAAGACCCAGAUGUCAAGUUCAUCUUGACAGAGCGUACCCCAGAGUCAUGGGCCAAGUCAAUCGCGGGAUCCCUCGGUGCCUAUCAUGCAAAGCUAGCGAAGCCGCCUUUAUCAAUCGCCAGAUACUUUGACAGCUUCAUCUGGGAGCUGACUGCACUAUUCAAAGCCAUGACAUACAGAUGGUCUGGCGGUCUGGAGCCCAGUGACCCUGGGUUCAGUGAAGCACUUUCCAAGAGCUAUGUUGAGUACUUAGAGGGUGUGAAAGCUCUUGUGCCUGCUGACAAGCUUCUAAUCUUGAACCUUGAAAAGGGAUUCGGCUGGGAAGAGAUUUGCACGUUCUUAGGGAAAGACGUUCCCGAGGAACCUUACCCGCGCAUCAACGCCAUGUCCGACUUUCAUAUUGCCGCAGAGAUGGUGGUCUCUCCCGCAAUCAAGAAGACGAUGCGAAUUCUCACUUCGUCAGCGGUUGCUAUUGCUGGUGUUGGCAUUUGGUACUGGCAGAGAAAGAGGUAGCACCCAGGGCCUCAAGCCGGGGAGCUUUUUGCGACGACAACUGUGUAGUCAUCAAGUACUUCAAUGAGAUUCGUGAUACCCAUAACAUAGCUGCGGGGUGUGUAACUCAGAGUUCUGGGAUUCGAGGC